Molecule: messenger RNA, 2075 nt
Organism: Xiphophorus couchianus (Monterrey platyfish)
Lineage: Eukaryota; Metazoa; Chordata; Actinopteri; Cyprinodontiformes; Poeciliidae
Gene: entpd3
Product: ectonucleoside triphosphate diphosphohydrolase 3
Exons: 10
Coding region: 198-1700 (500 amino acids)
Biological process (GO): nucleoside diphosphate catabolic process
Cellular component (GO): plasma membrane
Molecular function (GO): ribonucleoside triphosphate phosphatase activity; UDP phosphatase activity; GDP phosphatase activity
Source: RefSeq, a predicted model, not a curated record
CACUUUCACCACCCAUAUUCUUGUGGGGAAGUCACAAUUUCAAUCUCUCCUCCACACACAACUCUCUUGCUUCUUAGCUCGCUCUCUUUUCAUCUCUCAGUUGCUCCCUCAUUUCCUGCUGUGUUCAGUUAUCCCAUCCUGUGAGUUAUCUCACUCCCACUCCCUUCCUUCAUCUGCAAAGCGAGCUCUGCACGGAAAUGGGUUCCAAAAAGAAAAUGGGAUACAAGUGUCGCAUAGCAGGAGUGAUGCUUCUAUUGAUUGGAAGUAUUGCUGCCCUUGUUGUUGUUGCUGUCAUCCAGGACAAGUUAAAGGUUAAGGAGUAUGGAUUAGAGUUUGGCAUUGUGAUAGACUCCGGUUCCUCUCGCUCCAAUGUGUACCUGUACGAAUGGCCUGGGGAGAAGGAGAACGAGACCGGGGUAGUGACUGAAAGAAAGAACUGUAAAGUUAAUGGGCUUCCUAUCUCAGAACUCAAGGUUAGUUCCAAGGAUGAUAAAAAAACAUUUGAAGGAUUUCAAGACUGCAUGGAUGAAAUCAAGAAUCACAUUCCUGAAGAAAAGCACAAAACCACACCCCUCUUUCUGGGAGCUACAGCUGGGAUGCGCCUGCUAGAAAUGAAAGAUCAAGAAAGAGCCAGUAAAAUUAUGGGAAAACUCAGAGACUUCCUGAGUAAACAAAACUUCCAGUUCCACAACGCUUCCAUCAUCACUGGACAGGAAGAGGGACUGUAUGGGUGGAUCACAGUGAAUUACUUGAAGGAAAAUUUCCUACAGAAAAACAUGUGGAACACUUACAUUCGUCCAAAUGGAGCAGAGACAGUCGGGUCUAUGGAUCUCGGUGGAGCAUCAACACAGAUCGCCUUCCAAGUUCAGGAACGUGGAGAGGGGCCUGACUACAUGCAUGUCAAGCUGUAUGGUUACCCCUAUACUGUCUACACACACAGUUUCCUUUGCUAUGGCAAAAAUGAGGCUGACAAGAGGGUUCUGGACAAAGUAAUCAGGGAAUCAUCUGACCCAGCCUACAUAAUAAAUCCCUGCUACCCCAGAGGUUUCAACAUUACCACAAAAGCUUCAUCCAUUUAUGACACAGAGUGCAUACCGAAACCCAAAAACUACAACUCUGGUCAAGAGUUCUACAUGGUUGGGGGGUCCGACUCGGAAAAAUGCGGGCAAAUAGUGAAGUCCAUAUUUAACUUUCAAAACUGUCCCUCAAAGCAGUGCUCCUUCAAUGGGGUGGAGCAGCCACCAGUGACUGGAGAUUUUAUGGCAUAUGCUGGAUUCUACUUCAUUGCUCGAGCGCUGGAGCAGAGUGGGAAAUCCGACCUUGGUCAGUUCAACAUUGCUGUUGGGAACUUCUGCAACACUGACUGGGCCAAGCUAAAAGUACAAAAACACUGGAUCUCUGACACAUACCUCAAGACCUACUGCUUUGCCAGUCACUAUGUCCUCACUCUUCUGGCAGAUGGCUAUAAGUUUGACAAUGAGACUUGGAAAAAUAUUCACUUUGAACAAAAGAUAAAGGAAACAAACAUAGGCUGGAGUUUGGGCUACAUGCUGAGCAUGUCCAACAUGAUCCCGUCUGAAGUGAAAGAAAUCACCCCAAUGACAAACCCGGUCUUCGCUGGUCUCAUCUUUCUAUUUUCAGCUCUAAUCAUUGUAACAGCAGUCUUAGGAUUUAUCAUCCUCAUUCGUACUUGCUAUUGAUAGGUGAUGAAAGGAAAUUAAGGAGAGCAUAGGGAAUUAUUUAGUUCUUUGCUGGAAUGUGCUGCAGUAGCAUGUGAUCAGGCAUGUCUGUUGAAUGUUUCUAAACAAAGUGAUGUGUGUUUUUCAGCUCAAACCUCUGAGGCAGGAUUUACAUAGAAAAUGUCUUUGCACUUAAGUUUAUGGUUAAACUGGUUUUUUUUAUUUCCAAUACAACCAGUGCUUGUAAAAGAUAAAUCACCCCCAAUAGAAAUGAGCAAGAUUGUGAAUCUCACUGGACCGCUUUUGUUUCUUUGGUUAUUUUACCUCACAGAAGCGCAGAGAUUUAAAAAUCCUUUCCCAGCAGAUUUUUUUCACAAAACUAAUAUAAAUGAACAA